Messenger RNA from Lates calcarifer (barramundi perch), 1179 nucleotides. It is a transcript of the gene sec22ba, whose product is annotated as SEC22 homolog B, vesicle trafficking protein a. Gene Ontology annotation, biological process: vesicle fusion with Golgi apparatus; retrograde vesicle-mediated transport, Golgi to endoplasmic reticulum; endoplasmic reticulum to Golgi vesicle-mediated transport. NCBI's taxonomy places the organism in Eukaryota, Metazoa, Chordata, Actinopteri, Centropomidae. Bases 75 to 722 code for a protein of 215 amino acids. The record is from RefSeq and is a predicted model, not a curated record. Gene Ontology annotation, molecular function: SNAP receptor activity. The transcript has 5 exons. Gene Ontology annotation, cellular component: Golgi membrane; endoplasmic reticulum-Golgi intermediate compartment; endoplasmic reticulum membrane.
GCACAAACUUGUUGAAGUUCCGUUUCUCGUAUAUAAGCGACAGUUGACGCCGCCGAUUACUGACCUGCGUCAACAUGAUUUUACUGACGAUGAUCGCUCGUGUGGCGGACGGACUGCCGCUCGCUGCGUCCAUACAGGAGGAUGAACAGUCAGGGAGAGACCUCCAGCAGUACCAGACCCAAGCCAAGCAGCUGUGCCGUAAACUGAACGCUCAGAGUCCGGACCGCUGCACCCUGGAGGCCGGGGACAUGAACUUUCACUAUCUAAUAUCACAAGGUGUGUGCUACCUGUCCCUCUGUGAGGCUUCAUUUCCUAAAAAGAUGGUUUUUGCGUACCUUGAAGAUCUCCACAAUGAGUUCCAUGACCAGUAUGGAAGAAAAGUGCCCACAGUGACGAGGCCAUACUCUUUCAUUGAGUUUGACACAUACAUCCAGAAAACAAAGAAGACAUACGUUGACAGCAGAGCCAGGAGGAACCUGGGCAGUAUCAACACAGAGCUACAGGACGUCCAGAGAAUUAUGGUGGCAAAUAUUGAAGAAGUUCUGCAAAGAGGAGAGGCUCUUUCUGCUCUUGACACAAAAGCAAGCAAUCUGUCAUCCCUGUCAAAGAAGUACCGCAGCGAUGCCAAAUACCUCAACACUCGCUCCACGUAUGCCAAGGUGGCUGCAGUGUCAGUGUUCUUCCUUACACUCAUCGUCUAUGUGCGCUUCUGGUGGCUCUGAUGAACUAUUUAACAAGCACUUUGACACUAGAGGGGGCAGUGACUCUUUGAAAUCGAAGCAUUUAAACAGAUCCGGUUACAUUUCCGUCACAUACCAGGGUGCCUUAAAGGGGUCAUAUACAGUCUGUCUGCGUUGAGGGUCAAUGUUCUUUCUGUGCUUUGUUCAGCUCAGAGCUACAUUAACAGUAUAAACUGAGCCAUUUGUCUGUGAUGGUACUUCUCUGUGUAUGGAAACAAAUGCUUCAUGGUGAGUUCAUGUAACCUGGUUUACUGGAAUAUUAAGAGAGGGUGUUGACAGAUUAAUGUUUACACACUGGUAUCAGGGUUUCAGCAUUAGAAGAAACCAUAUAUGCAGGUUUUGUGAAAAGUCUUAAUAUUGUGAUAAAAGAAUGUUUAUUGUUCACAAAGUUUAAAUUGUAACAAAGUCUUAUUGAAAAUAUUAAAUAUUUAUCAAAUUA